Cajanus cajan (pigeon pea) is the source of this 745-nucleotide messenger RNA. It is a transcript of the gene GDC1, whose product is annotated as Ankyrin repeat family protein. Gene Ontology annotation, cellular component: chloroplast envelope; chloroplast stroma. Gene Ontology annotation, biological process: granum assembly; intracellular protein transport. The record is from RefSeq and is a predicted model, not a curated record. Lineage: Eukaryota; Viridiplantae; Streptophyta; Magnoliopsida; Fabales; Fabaceae.
AUCUAUCUUCAAACUUCAGACACGUGGGUGGAUAGCAAGUGCAAGACAGAAUAGAAGUGAAGUGAAAGUGGAAGAAGCUAAGUUUUUGCUUCAUAGCUGAACAAUGGCUUCCAUCCCAUGCAUCACCCAUAGUCCCAUCACUUCUAUACCCAAUGUCUCUCCUUCACUGCGUGUUUCCGCCUCACAGUUUGUGGGCUUCAGAAAGAGACUUGGGUGGGUCAGCCUCACCUCCGGAAUUGGGCCCUCCAACGGCUCCCGAGCCACGUGCUGGUUCAGGUUCGGCAAGAACGGCGUUGAUGCCGAGGGUGCUGGUAUUUAUGGCAGCCAGCGCCGUGAUGACUUUGACAGAGACGAUGUGGAACAGUACUUCAACUAUAUGGGGAUGCUGGCCGUAGAAGGAUCAUAUGACAAAAUGGAGGCUCUUCUAAGCCAAAACAUCCACCCUGUGGACAUCCUUCUCCUGUUAGCUGCCUCAGAAGGUGACAAGCCAAAAAUUGAAGAACUCUUGAGAGCUGGAGCAACAUAUGAUGUUAAAGAUGCAGAUGGACGGACAGCGCUCGAUAGGGCUAACGACGAAAUUAAAGAUUUCAUUCUUAAUUUUUCAGUGCAGAGGGCAUGAUCUGUUUGUGCCCAUUAUAAGUGAGUUCAGCUACAUAGUUGUUUAUAUUUUGUCUUUGAUAACUUUUGAACUAUAUUGAUUUAUAUGCUUUGGAUAGAUCAUGAGAAUGAAGCCAGUUUGUCUCAA